AUGGCCGACCCUCUCAGCAUCGCUGGCUCAGUUGCUGGAUUGUUGGCCACGGCGGUCAAAGUGUACAACACCACCUCCAAUUUCGUCUCCAGCGCCAUCGAUGCCCCCGAGUCCGCGAUGCAAAUGUUUCGAAUCAUUGAAGAGACGAAGAUGACUCUGUCUUCUGUCCACAAGCUACUUCAUUCCCUCGACACCUUCCCCAGUUCCCGCAAAAACAUGAUCCAGCUCGACCACCUUUCGAUCGUCAUCACGCACUCGGUCCUGACCCUUUCAAAACUUGAAUCUAUCGUCUGCCAGCAGGAUGGAUUGCGGUCCCGGAUGAAAUGGGCGCUGUGGCACGAAAAGAAGAUCCUAGCUCUUCUUCCUCGGUUGGAGUCCCAGAAGUCAACAUUGGCUGUAAUGGUCACAAUUCUCAAUAGCGAGACCCAAGAAGAAGCGGUUCGCUCUCAAGCUACUAUGUUGGCCAAAGUGGACGAAAUUCUUGAGCAAAAUCGGACAUUGGCCGAACAACUGAAGCUGCUCGAUAGCGAAACGUCGUGGGACACGAGGUCCGUCAAGUUCAUGGACAAUGCGUCCUCAAGACUGAGUAGACCUGUGUCUACACAAAGUGCUGUCUACAGACCCUCUUCAGCCGUCUUUCGGAGGCCACAAUCUUCGGAGGGAUCAAUGAACAUGACGCUAUCAAAAAGAAAUUUCGAGCUCGACCUAGGUCAAUCGAGGGUUUAUAAACGGACCCAAGAUCGCGAAACAGACAGAUCCUCAUUCACAACAUCCAACGCCCCGACAAGUGCUUGGAGUAUGCUCUCGGGUCUCAGUAUCGGCGACAUUUCCAUUGUGUCGGCGUUUAGAUUGCCACUUACUCUCAAGGAGAUCAACAAAAUUGCACUAGGGUCAAUAUUCUCAAGUCUUUUGAUGGACCAUCAAUCCAUGGAAGACCAGACUCGACCCAGCCAAUUGGAGCGCAGCGACUCUCUGUCAAGAGCUAUUAUUAGGGGCAAAAGAUUGGCUGGAACGUUAGCUCUUAAACUUGAUGAGUCUGAUGACAUGGCGUUCAGAGAGCCCAGAAUUCAACAUGAAGGAUUGACAACUUUCACGUGA
Molecule: messenger RNA, 1098 nt
Organism: Colletotrichum godetiae
Lineage: Eukaryota; Fungi; Ascomycota; Sordariomycetes; Glomerellales; Glomerellaceae
Exons: 2
Coding region: 1-1098 (365 amino acids)
Source: RefSeq, a predicted model, not a curated record